This is a messenger RNA of Xyrauchen texanus (razorback sucker), 5363 nucleotides long. RefSeq names its product zinc finger and BTB domain-containing protein 18. The coding region runs from base 752 to 2413 and encodes 553 amino acids. Gene Ontology annotation, molecular function: protein binding; DNA-binding transcription factor activity, RNA polymerase II-specific; RNA polymerase II cis-regulatory region sequence-specific DNA binding. Lineage: Eukaryota; Metazoa; Chordata; Actinopteri; Cypriniformes; Catostomidae. Gene Ontology annotation, biological process: regulation of transcription by RNA polymerase II. The transcript has 2 exons. Gene Ontology annotation, cellular component: nucleus. The record is from RefSeq and is a predicted model, not a curated record.
GUUUAAUGUGUUUAUGGUCUAUGCUGAUAAUCUGUUAAAUAUUGUUUAACAGUGCUCCGACUGGGGCAGGUUUGCUCCUCAAAAAAGAUUUUCCUUCCAUGUAAACAAAAGUCUUUUAAAGUGAUGAAGUAAUGUGUAGUAAAUGUGUUUAACAAUUAUUUUGCAACUUUUUUAAUUGAUUUCUUUUUUUCAAAUUACCUUUGCCAGGCGUUUGCUCAACUCUUUCCUUUUUUUCUGUUUGUAAUGACUAAUUUAGAACUUGCAGAUUUACACUGCCUGAAUUGGCUAGACAGCUGUAAUCGCACUCCUCCUAGUCUUAAUCUCUUUAUCUGGGCAGCAGCUGCCAUAUGGUCUCAGUCAGCUGGAUCAGAUGUUCAUAAGCCUCCUUCUCCGUCCCUCUCUGUCCUCUCAGUCUCCUAAUUUGAUCGCUGCUACCUUUUGAGCUGUCCUGCAAUCUUUAUUUUUAGCCAUCUUAAGGAUUAGGAUUGAUGUGGACUACGGGGCACUUAAUGUGAUUGUAUUGUAAAUCUGCUGUGGACCGCCUCUUUGGGGAGGAUGUUUCAUUUCUCCCAAAAUUUUGGGAGGGGAAAAAGGGGGAGGAGAUGGUUGGCGAGAGGUUUGUUAUCUCCCCCUAUCCCCCCAUAAGCCCCUCAUUAGUGAGGGUCUGAACGCUGUUUUGGGGGAGCGGGGUGUUUGGCUUGGUAUUCCAAUAAGAUUUAAAUGAAGAUUCAAAUGAGUCCGCUCAUUGAACAUGAAGCCUGUGCAUUUUUUUAGACAGGAACUAUCUCUGCGGGUAACAGGUUAUGAAGACAGCAUGGAGUUUCCAGAUCACAGCAGACAUUUACUACAGUGUCUGAGCGAGCAGAGGCAUCAGGGAUUCCUUUGUGACUCCACGGUGCUGGUCGGUGAUGCCCAGUUUCGAGCCCAUCGUGCAGUGCUGGCUUCAUGCAGCAUGUACUUCCAUCUCUUUUACAAGGACCAGCUAGACAAAAGGGACAUUGUUCAUCUGAACAGCGACAUUGUCACGGCCCCAGCCUUCGCUCUACUGCUUGAGUUCAUGUACGAAGGAAAGCUCCAGUUCAAAUCGCUUCCGGUGGAGGAUGUGCUGGCAGCCGCAAGCUUCCUCCACAUGUACGACAUCGUCAAGGUGUGCAAGAAGAAGCUUAAGCAGAAGGCCACGACCGAGGCGGACAGCACCAAGCGAGAGGAAGAUGCUUCCAGCUGCUCGGACAAGGUAGAGAGCUUCUCUGAGGGUGGAAGCACGGGUCGACCAGCCACUGCCGACCUGCUGCAGAGCGACGACGAGGACAUUGAGAACAAGAGGGACAGCCCUCAGGAGCCGGGCAGCAUGUGGAUGCGUCUGCCCUCAGAUCGGACCGCAUCUCCCACGACUAGCCCAAGGGAGGCAGAGCCUCGCACUGGCAAAUCCCCUACCGGCAGCCCCAGAAGCUCCACCGGCUCCUUGUCCCGACGCUCCACGGCAUCUCGGAGAGUCUCUGCCGAUGCAGAUUGUGUGCUGGACCUUUCUGUGAAGUCUAGCCUGGGUGGUGGUGCUGGGGAGACCAUGCCUGGUAACCCUUAUUUUUGCAGUUCAGUGACCCCAGAUAGUCUUCAGAGCACCCUUGUCCAGGUAAAGGUGGAGAAGGACACGGGCUCGGAGGAUGACGAACUUGUAAGUGGAGACUAUGAUAUGGAACACAGCGGUUUGAAGGAGCCACCUAGGACCAACGGAACCCACAUCAGCCUCAUAGCACAACGCAGACUGGGCCUUGAGGCUCACCUCUCUGCCUUGCGCGAGGCCUCGCUAGCAAGCGAGCGGGAGGACAAAGGAGGAGACGAUGACCCGGAUGUCCUAGGAGGUGACAGCGAGCGGGCGCAGGAGGCUGCAGGGGUUGAGAAUUCCCUCUUGCCUUAUGUCUCCAGCAUGCUGGGGGCCCCACAUACUCAGAUCUUUAUGUGCCCUUUAUGCAACAAGGUCUUUCCCAGCCCCCAUAUCCUGCAGAUCCACCUUAGCACACAUUUUCGCGAGCAGGAAGGCGUACGGGCCAAGCCGGCCAGUGACGUCAAUGUUCCCACCUGCUCUAUCUGUGGCAAAACCUUCUCCUGCAUGUACACGUUAAAGCGCCACGAGCGGACACACUCGGGCGAGAAGCCCUACACAUGCACCACUUGCGGCAAGAGCUUCCAGUAUUCGCACAACCUGAGCCGACACGCCGUCGUGCACACGCGUGAGAAGCCACACGCCUGUAAGUGGUGCGAGCGGCGCUUCACGCAAUCAGGGGACCUUUACCGACACAUUCGCAAGUUUCACUGCGAACUUGUCAACUCGCUUUCAGUGAAGAGUGAGACACUCAAUCUGCCCACUGUCAGAGAUUGGGCGCUGGAAGAUAGUUCUCAAGAACUCUGGAAAUGAAAACUCAUAUAAUGGCAGACUGUUUGAACUGCUUGUUAAAUUAAGAAAGAACUGAGUGGCAUUUUGGGGGGACAGAGAGGUAAGAGUGGGGCAGAAUGAUGGCAGAAGCGUCUAAAUCAGUCAUUUUUCUUGUAUGUACAUUGCAAAUCUUGUGGAAUUGCACUUUACUAGCACAUGAAAAUGUUACUACUGAUUUUCUUUUAAUAUAUUUUCUGGUCUCUUAAGGGCCUCUUUUCUUUUUCUUUUUUUUUUCCUUUGAGAUUUUUAUAAAACAUGGGUGCUGGUCUCAGUAACACAUUGGGAUUUAAACUGUAUUUCAUUUACAGUACAUUUCUAUACACUCCUAAAUUUUCAAGGAACAUCUGCCAUGAAAAGCAUGUGAAUAUUUCAGGUAAUAGACAAAGGAGUUUAAAACCAAGGACACACUAAACGGGUACUAUGGUCAUAUAUUUACCUGUACACAUUCAGCUCAUGUUUGAGUAUGUGUAUAUAUAGUGCACUACUAUAAUUUGCAAAUAUCAUACCUGACUGGUUAUGCGUGCAUACGUAUUCAUUUGCUUGCACACACACACAUACACACGGUGUGUGAGCAGGUCAGUCCUUUAAAUCCCACAAGGAAGUCUUUAACAGAAGCUCUAAGCUCGCAUUACCUAUGCUCUUGUACAUUUUUCACUUGUUAUAGAAAACUUGACUGAUGGAUGACAAAAAGGCACUCAUGCAAUGUACAGCCUCCUUUUUCAUAUCAGUUUAACUGCAUUUAUCUAUCCUUUCUUAAUAUCAUUUGAUGUCAUUUUUGGUUUUUAGUUGCCGUCUCUCCACAUCACUUGUUUGCUACUGAGGUUUGUUUUUUUACAUUGGCUGCAUAUUAGAGAUUUCUGUAGUGUUUUAAGUUUUUUCAUUUUUUAAAACGGAAUCUGUUUUUGCAUGAUGUCUGACCUGUAUAUUGAAAAAGAUGUGACUUGCUGUAUUGCUGUACACUGUAAUUGACUGAUUCUUUACAGUCAGGGCACCUGUCUGUUAAAAGAAAAAUACCUUUAAUAUUACCGCUGUAGAAAAUGCAUGAAUUUUAUUUUUACUUACUUUUUCGUUGUUGUUUUGCAUCAGAGAGUGUAUUUUUUAAUGAAUUAAUGACUUAAUUUGAUUCCUUGGUAGAUUUGAUUUUACUCCUGAUCAUUAGAGAAUGAAUUUGGGGUUCUGGGAAGAUGUGAUUAUUCUGGGCUGUGAAGAUUGUGGAAAUGCACUGACGUUAGGCUGCAGUAUCUACACACACAAAGUGAAUCAGUUUAUGCUCGCUGUAGGAUGCAGAGGUGAAUGAGGGGCCAGGUGUCAGCAGAGGCUGAAUUGCUAUAGUUAUUGUUUAGAAAGCUAGCGUGGCCCCUGCUAGCGUCUCCUCACACGUUGCUCUUCCCAGUGCCAGGUCUUCAACUGCUGUCUAUCUCAGAAUGUCCCAUUUACUGGCUGUUGUCAUUUGAAUCAUGUCGGCUCUGUUUGUAAUUUAUUUAUUUAUCUUUUCAAUUGGCACUUGCUUCAGAUUCGAAUGCCAUGUAGACACUUUUGCAUGGCUGAUGGUACAGCUCUUUAUGGGUGUCCUCAUCAGCGUACAUCUAUAUGGAGAAAGCUGAAGGAUCUUUAAACAGCAUAAAGCUCGACACACUCUGUUCUGAGUGGUUUGUGUGUGUGCGUGUGUUUGUGUUCAAUGCAUAAGUGGAUUUUUUUUCUGGGUAGAACGUGUUUGGCAAGGUUGGUAGCACCUUCAAAGCUAAAUUAAAUUUAAAUAUUGUUCAAAAGAGGCCUUUAAGUAAUUGAUAAGACUAAUUAUAAACCUAAUUGAAUUACUGAAAUAACAUUGUUACAUUUGAAGAAAAAAAAAUUGAUUGUUAAAGAUUUAAAUAUCGUAUAUAUAAUGAUUGAUUUUGAAAAUGUUUGUUUUAUUUUUUUCUUUGAAAUAAUUUCAUUUGGAAAAUUAUAUUAAGGUUUCUUUUUUUUCUUUCUUUUUUUUUAAGAAUGUGAAAUUUCUAUUUUUUUCAACAACAACAACAAAAAAAAAACACUCUCAAUGUUAAAUUUAGAAAUAAAAAGCCAAGAUUAAGGAUAAAUAUAUUGGCUAGCUCUGUAGUCAUAGAUCAGUCUCACACAUAGUGCUGGAAUGCUUAAACUACUUUAGUAAAAGAGGACCGUGGGCUCCGCACAUGUUUUGGGGAGCGCAGAAGUGUGCCGCACACGGGCCUAAAAAGGCCUCAGGAACUGGCCUACCAUGUAUUUGGCUGGUGCAACUGCUUGUGAAAAGGUUGAGCUUUUCCAGCAGCACACGCUCCUAAUGGCGUUUUGCACGGUGGUACUUUUACCUUUUGCACUCUAAAAUGUGACAGAAAAAAUAUCAACUGUGGGGUUGAAUUGUUUUCUAUGCUUUUCUUUUUCUUUAUGUCGUAUGUUGGCUUCUACUAUUGUACUUGACCCCCUUUAACUACUGGUAUCAGCUUACUUCUACUCAGAGGGUGAAAACUGGAAACGUUGGAAAACUGGAUGUAUUUCUUUGACUUUUCUUCAAUGGAAAUUAAGCUGUGAAAUGGCCUAUGAAGCAUCCAUAAAUUAGACACCCCUUUAGUUUACUUGAAACCCAGGAACCACAGUAUGAAGAACAAUUCAAACAUAGUGGAUGAGUAGGGAAUGGGAGAGAAUAGAAUUGAAGAAAAUAUAUCUGUUGAAUUCAAGGACAAUCGCGGUUUCAAAAAGAAGAUGUGUCUUCACAUGUAAAUGCUUCACUUCUGAGAUUUUUUGCUAUGUUGACAUUGUUCUUUUUAUGGAAUUAGACAUUUAGCUUUGACAAUCAUAGUAUGUUUAAUUUUUUUUUCAAGGGAAGUAAAUUAUGAGGCUGUUUAGUUUUGUACUUUUUGGUGUGCUGUUGGUGAAAUUUUUAAAUUGUGUGCAAACUGCAAUAAAUUAUAAGAAC